AUGUCUUCAAUAGCGAGAGUUCGUGCUCUGCGGAGUACUGCCGGUGCUGCUGUACCAAGGAGAGGCCGACGAUGGCAAUCAACAUCAACACCAGAUACCGUAGAACCCCUGCAGUCCAUCCUCAUAGCAAAUCGUGGUGAAAUCGCCCUGAGAGUGGGCAGGACGGCAUCACAGUACGGCAUUAGGACUACCACUCUUUACACGGAUCCAGAUCGACUAUCACAGCACGCCUUGAGCUCCCCCUUCACGGUCAAUCUUGGCAGCACCGACCAGUAUCUCAACGGCAAUCGCAUCAUCGAGGUCGCCAAAGAACACGGCUGCCAGGCCAUUCAUCCAGGCUAUGGAUUUUUGUCAGAAAAUGCCGCCUUUGCGAAAGCAUGUACGGACGCUGGAGUCAAAUUUAUCGGGCCACCUUGGAAAGCUAUCGAAGCAAUGGGAGACAAGAGCCGCAGCAAAGAAAUCAUGAUCGAAGCUGGCGUUCCGUGCAUUCCAGGCUACCACGGCUCAAACCAAGACCCAAAGUAUCUGGAGCAAGAAGCCAAAAGCAUAGGCUAUCCGGUCCUACUCAAGGCCGUCAAAGGUGGUGGUGGCAAGGGCAUGCGAAUUGUGAUGAAGCCAGAGGACUUCCAGCAACAACUUGACUCUGCCAAGUCGGAGGCUAGAAGCUCUUUCGGAGACGACAUCAUGCUCGUCGAGAAGUACAUCACCACACCGCGACACAUCGAAGUCCAGGUGUUUGCAGAUAAGCAUGGCAACUGUGUGGCAUUGGGCGAGCGUGAUUGCAGUAUCCAACGAAGACAUCAGAAGAUCCUUGAGGAAUCUCCCGCGCCAAACCUUGCAGAGGAUAUUCGGCAAGACCUGUGGGAGAAGGCUCGACAAGCCGCGCUUGCGGUGGGUUAUGAGGGCGCUGGUACCGUUGAGUUCAUCUUCGACAAUGACUCUGGCGAGUUCUUCUUCAUGGAGAUGAACACAAGACUACAAGUUGAACACCCAGUCACUGAGAUGGUGACAGGGGAAGACUUGGUCAGAUGGCAGAUCAUUGUUGCAGAAGGCGGAAAGCUUCCACUCACACAAGCUGAAGUUGAAGAACGGAUCAAAAGCAGAGGCCAUGCCAUCGAAGCACGAAUUUACGCUGAAGAUCCGACCAUGAACUUCAUUCCGUCUACAGGCAAGCUUUUGCACCUUCGCACUCCACCAGAAACGGAGAGUGUUCGCAUUGAUGCCGGCUUUGUGCAGGGCGAUGAAGUCUCAAGCCACUAUGAUCCCAUGAUCGCCAAACUUAUUGUCAGUGGUCCGGACAGAACGUCAAGUCUGCAGAAAAUGGUUACCGCUUUGGAGCAGUACGAAAUUGCUGGACCAAUUACCAAUAUCGAUUUCGUCAAGAAAGUUUGCCAGAGUAAAGAUUUCAUCGCAGGCGAUGUUGAGACCGGGUACAUUCCAAAACAUCACGCCGAGCUAUUCCAAGAUGAGACUAUUGCGAAUGAAGUGUGGGCACAAGCUGCAAUUGGCCUCUUGGAAGCGGAACAAGCUCGACAGACGACUCCUACCUCUCCAAUCCAACCUCUACAGACAGUCGGCUUUGGCAACACACCCCAGCCAAGAGAAUUCCAACUCGUUCAGUCGUCCACGGACCCUCAGAAGACGCACAAACCUGUUUCUGUCAGCAUUCUCAAGACCGCGCCCGACACGUUCUCGAUCACCAUCAACGGCGAAUCAUUCACCACGACCAGCAACUACGACUCGUCUCAUCAUACCCUCACCUCUUUCUUCCCACACACUCGCCUUGCCACUACCAUCAUCCAAGACCCCGAAUCCAACGAUAUCACCCUAUUCCAACAAGGAAAGCAGUAUCGCCUCCACCUCGCAUUGCCCAAAUGGGCAGAAAAAGCUCUCGGCUUGAAAGACGUUGCAAACAGCGUACUCGCCCCCAUGCCUUGCAAAGUACUGAGGGUAGAAGUUGAGGAGGGGCAGCAGGUCAAGAAGAAUCAGCCUUUGGUUGUCAUUGAGAGUAUGAAGAUGGAGACAGUUAUUCGAUCACCGCAGGAUGGUACUGUGAGUAAGGUUGUGCACCGGGCUGGGGAUAUGUGCAAGGCUGGGACUGCAUUGGUCGAAUUCGAGGGCGGCGAGGAAUAA
Zasmidium cellare ATCC 36951 is the source of this 2133-nucleotide messenger RNA. RefSeq lists its product as uncharacterized. Gene Ontology annotation, cellular component: mitochondrion. The transcript has a single exon. The record is from RefSeq and is a predicted model, not a curated record. Lineage: Eukaryota; Fungi; Ascomycota; Dothideomycetes; Mycosphaerellales; Mycosphaerellaceae. Bases 1 to 2133 code for a protein of 710 amino acids. Gene Ontology annotation, molecular function: metal ion binding; ATP binding; methylcrotonoyl-CoA carboxylase activity.